ACGGUUAAAGAAAAGAAGUUUCCAUUUUGGAUAGCAGAGUUGCCAGUAAGUAGAGGAAAAAAAUGCAGGCCGCCCGAUCUGGAAUUCCAGCUCUCCGAUCAUCUCGAAGAUUCUUGAAUGCAACAUCCGCAUCACCGUCGACUCAAUGGCGGCGAAAGGAGCAAUAAUAAGCGGAGCUAGGGUAUUUUCCCAAUCAGCAACAGCUUAUUCCCCGAAUACCUUGGAAAAACACGAAGUCACUUCUCGAGUCCUUGAUCUUCUCCGAUCCAUUUCUUUGAUUGAUCCUUCUAAGGUGAGUGCAACUACAGGUUUUAAGAACGACUUGCAACUGGUGGAAGUAAAUAUGGCCGUGGAAGAAGAAUUCGCUGUUGAGAUCCCUGACAAUGAUGCCCAGAAAAUUGCAACUACAUGUCAUCUCAUGGACUUCAUAGCAGCCCAUCCACACGCCAAAUGGGAUUCCUUUCGUGGCUAGAUGAAGUCCUGUUGCCAACUUUGUUCUUUCUCCUAUCAAAAUCCUGUAAUAAUUUUGCCGUGGGUAAUCACAAUCGAAUUUGCCAUGCCUCAAAAAAUUGAAGCACUCUGUCUUCUGGAAUGAUAAAGAUGUUUAUUAAUGUCAAAUUUGGUGCUGCGGCUAAUUAUGAGGUGAACCGACUGAAUAAAUGUUGGUCCUUACUGUAAAGGUUGUGGACAAAGCAGAAAUGUGCACAGCGGCCUACCUGUAUUAUGGAUAAAGAUCCAUUAUUAUGCAUCUCUAAUGGAAGCAUAGGCUGACAAAUCCUGACCUGGGUGACCAUUGUCAAGUUGCCGAAUGAAGGUUAAUCAA
Messenger RNA from Theobroma cacao (cacao), 823 nucleotides. The record is from RefSeq and is a predicted model, not a curated record. NCBI's taxonomy places the organism in Eukaryota, Viridiplantae, Streptophyta, Magnoliopsida, Malvales, Malvaceae.